AUGGCCUCGCACCACCCAGGUCCGGAGCAGGCCUCGACCGGCGACCAGAAUGCAUCUGGGUCCGAGGGGGGUAAUACCUGGUACUUUAGUGUCAACGACGAUGUCGAUGAUGAGGAGGAUGAGGAUUAUGAGGAUGCCCCCGACGAGCAGGAAGAGAACGACUCGGAAGAUGACCCCAGAAAUACUCAUUUCCAAGUCAUUUUCGGCAACAAUUAUGACGAGGAGAUUGAUAUUGACGACGAAGAGGAUGACGAGGAUGACGACGAGGAAGAAGUCGAUGAUGAAGAGGAAGACGCGCAACACACAGCUGCCGAGGAAGGCAACGCGUCUGCUCUUCGCAUUCUAGGGCUAUUACGAGCUGGCGCUCGAACUGGUCUCGUCACAAGAGCCCAAGUUUUGGCAUUACUCAGAAACGGCCAACUCGGCCACGGCCUCAUGGAUGAGGACGAUGAGGACGAUCUCGAAAGCAUCUUUGGUCAGUGGGGCAGACGCCGCCCUCGCCCAGCCAAAGAUCCCAAUCGUUUCCCCAAAGUGCCCAGCGAUGAGGGCAGAAAACUGAUGCAGUCCGGCACUUUUGGCUCCAGCAGCGAAGCCAUCCGCCAGGGUACCGCCAAGAGAAUAGCAAGACGCAUGCUCGAGAGAGAACUCGGCAUUGGUGACAAACGACAACGCAUACGCAAUCUUGACCUAAUAGCACAAUCGCUCAUCCCAUCCACCAAAGUUGAGCAAAUCAUACAUUACGAUGACCCUAUCUACUCGGGCCAAUUUUCAGACGACGGCAACUUCUUCUUCUCCGUCUGCCAGGACUUCAGAGUCCGAAUGUAUGACACGUCGAAUCCAUACAGAUGGAAACAUUACAAGACGGUCCAGUACCCCGGCGGCCAGUGGACGCUGACCGACGCUUCGCUGAGCCCGGACAACAAAUGGCUCGCCUACACCUCGAUCGAUAGUCUUGUAUGUAUCGCUCCCACAGAUCCGUCCGAUCGCGGCGACCCCUAUGCCCUGAACCUGUCAGAGGGCGCCCGGCGCAACGGCGCAACUGGCUGGGGUAUGCGUCGGGGCGGUUUCGGCAUCUGGUCCAUUCGAUUUUCCGGCGAUGGCAGAGAACUAGUCGCCGGCACAAAUGCGCACUCACUGGUUGUUUACGAUAUCGAGUCCCGCCAAGUGCUUCAUCAUGUCGAAGGUCACGAGGAUGACGUCAAUGCCGUUUGCUUUGCUGAUAAGUUGUCUCCCCAUAUUCUCUACUCGGGAUCCGACGAUGCCACAAUCAAAGUUUGGGAUCGAAGAAGCAUGGGCGACGGCCGCGAGGUCGGCGCCUUUCUCGGCCACAUUGAGGGCUUGACCUACAUAGAUAGCAAAGGCGACGGACGCUAUAUUCUAAGCAACGGAAAAGACCAGAGCAUGAAACUUUGGGACCUGCGCAUGGCCAUGUCCACCGCCCGCUUCCACGAGAUGGGCCGCACUCGCUACUCUCACUCCAGCGGCUUUGACUAUAGAAACGAAAUGUACGACGAGAGUGACUGGGAUGUGCACCCCCACGACAACUCGUUGGUGACGUUUCGCGGCCAUAAGGUGCUGCGCACCCUCAUCCGAUGCCACUUUUCGCCGCCGUCAGCCACCAAUUCUCGCUACGUAUACUCUGGUAGCGCCGACGGCAAGGUAUACGUUUAUAACAUGGACGCUACCAUUGCGCGCAUCAUCGAUGUCAAGGAAGCCACCAGCGGCACGCGACGUCUUGACCGCCGCACCCGCUUAUAUUUUGAUGAGCCGGGUGGCUGGAGUACCUGUGUUCGUGACGCUAGCUGGAACCCCAACGCGCCUGUCAUAGUUGCGUCGGCAUGGAAUGGCUAUAGCAUGGCUCGAGGCACAUGUACGAUACACUCUUUCAACGACGCUGAUGAAGACGAGGGAGAGCCGCAGAUGGGGCAGAGCGUGGAUGACAUGCUUCGAAGUAACCCCAGCUACUACCCAUCGGAAUUUGCCAGAGCUGAGCCUGACAGAUUCGAAUCCAGACAACAGCGAAACAUUGGCGUGGAACACGACCAUCACUUACGGACGCAAAUCUCACCCCGAAACGUUGUGCGCUCGACGCCCGAUAACGCGACACCGCAAGCCGACCGGGACACGACAGGUGAUUUUACCCGUAUCGGCCCAACGGAAAUUGACGACGCACGCUGCCCAACGGUCACGGAACGUUAUAACAAGUUUGGUGGUGUCUGA
Messenger RNA from Beauveria bassiana ARSEF 2860, 2220 nucleotides. RefSeq names its product WD domain-containing protein. The record is from RefSeq and is a predicted model, not a curated record. Bases 1 to 2220 code for a protein of 739 amino acids. NCBI's taxonomy places the organism in Eukaryota, Fungi, Ascomycota, Sordariomycetes, Hypocreales, Cordycipitaceae. Gene Ontology annotation, molecular function: protein binding. Gene Ontology annotation, biological process: proteasome-mediated ubiquitin-dependent protein catabolic process. The transcript is spliced from 6 exons. Gene Ontology annotation, cellular component: Cul4-RING E3 ubiquitin ligase complex.